Carassius gibelio (silver crucian carp) is the source of this 1110-nucleotide messenger RNA. Its product is annotated as leukemia-associated protein 7-like. The transcript has 2 exons. The record is from RefSeq and is a predicted model, not a curated record. NCBI's taxonomy places the organism in Eukaryota, Metazoa, Chordata, Actinopteri, Cypriniformes, Cyprinidae. Bases 99 to 581 code for a protein of 160 amino acids.
UACCCCCCACCCCCUCCCUCUCUCUCUCUCUCUCUCUCUCUCUCUCUCUCUCUCUCCCUCUCAAGGAUUGCUGAUCUCUCCUUGAGCAGGUUGCAGAGAUGGGGCUCUGCUCUUUAACACAUCAGAUCGACGCUUUAAACAUCCUCAAUGAACUGCAAGCUCACGCGACGGCCAUAAAUAGAGAUGGCGAGGGUCCGUGUUCAGGUGCUGUACCGGGCGACGUGAUGAAGGAGCCCCGCAGGCUGAAGACGAUCGCGGAGAGAGCGCGAGAGAGCUGCAUCACGCGACUGCUCGAGAUUCUCACGCGCCUCAUUUCUAUAGAGGAAGACUUCAUUAAAGACGCGUCUUACGGAAGGAGAUUGCUUAAGCGUAAGGACAGUGUUGACCUGAAGAACAUAUGCUUGAGAAUGGCUGUUGCAGAAGGGGGUUCUCACUCGGACAGAGACUUGAGGGAACUUCGGGACUGUCUUCGACUUAUUGUGGGUAACCUACUCACAUUUGUGCGAGAGGAAAACAAUCUCUCGUCCACUGAAACAACUCUCAAACUGAGGGAGCUUUCAAACUCCUUCCCUGAUAUCUGAAAAUUAGUAGAUUUCACUUUGUGAAUUUCUAAGGAACAUCCUCAGAGGAAAUCUAAAUAAACAGACACUUCUUUUUUUCUAAGGAAAUAUAAAAAGCCAUGAACUAUCUGUAAUCAUCUGUCAUAUUUGAUAAGUGUCAUGCUUCACAUUCUAGUUGAAGGUGUUGAUCUUCACGAGGAGUGUUUUGUCAUGAACGCUGUCUGUAGAAUUGUCAGUACUCAAGCCUAAGAACAACAUUCUCUCGCACAUAUCAGUAUCAUGUGUCUGUGCUCAGCUGACUACAAGUAAAACAAGUCCAGUAGAUGAUGAUGGUGGUGAAUCCACUCUCAGCUCAGCGGGUGGGAUGGCUGUCACACUUCAGGGUGGGCUGGUGUGGCCGCCCUUUGUCACCUGCUAAAAAGAAAGUGUUAAGGAGUGAACUGGGUGGGGAGGGUGUGUGAAGAUAUGCAUCUGUAUGUGUGCAUUGCAGUGUUAUGACAUCACAGUGUAACGAUGUUCCAAAUAAAAUCAUUUUCAGUGUUACAACAAA